This is a messenger RNA of Elaeis guineensis (African oil palm), 1101 nucleotides long. Its product is annotated as protein CHLORORESPIRATORY REDUCTION 41, chloroplastic. The record is from RefSeq and is a predicted model, not a curated record. NCBI's taxonomy places the organism in Eukaryota, Viridiplantae, Streptophyta, Magnoliopsida, Arecales, Arecaceae.
CCUUAUCUCCAGACUCCAGUUCUCCACUCAACCGCUCCCUCUAAUCCCCAGCCAUGGCUUCCGCGCUUCGCUUCCUCCCCCUCCCAAACCCCCGCCCUUUCCAUUCCCUCCCCUCCCGCCAAAAAUCUCCCGCCACUGUCGCCAUCCCUCGCUGCUCUUCCAAUUCAAAUCCCAGCGGUAACCCUAACCCCACUCUAGAAGAGAACGACUCGAUCCCCGAGCCACCGCCCGCGGCCGCCACCACUUCCUUCGAGGUCGAGAAACGGGUGAAGUCGGCGAUCCUCCGGGACGGGCGCCGGGCGGCGAAGAUCGAGCGGCCGGAACCGCCCAACUUCGAGAUCGGGUGGAAGCGGACGAAGGAGAUCAAAACGGAGAAGCCCAAGGGCUGGAUGAUCGCGGAUUUUUUGGAGAAAUUGGAGGGACUGAUGGGUCGGCGGCAGUACGGGUCGGCGGAGAUGCUGGCAAAGGUUGGGGGGAUCGUGGCGGAGCGGGCGCGGGAGGAGGCGGAGGUACUGGUGGCCGGCGGCGAGGUGGAGGAGCGGCUGGUGACGGAGCUCUACCGGGUGCUCAAGCUCAUGGAGAUGGACCUGGAGAUGGUGAAGGCGGCCUUCAAGGAAGAGACGCUCGCCCAGCGACUCGACCAGGCCCAGGCCCGCUGCCGCCAGGCCAUCCUCGUCGCCCUCUCCUUCUGAUCUUCGCCAAGUUGUUGGAAUUAAUGCUCGUCAACACUUGUUUCCGGCCCAUCACUACUCCAAAUCAUAAUGUCAAAAAUUUUGUGUUCUUUAUGUUGAGAAUUUAUAUACUGUAACUAAGAUGAUUGGUGGCACGGUGAGAUGGCACAUAUGUGGGGUGGCGUCCGAAGCCAUAUCUGACUACUGAUUAGUGCCAUUAUUGGCAUAUUCGGAUUGCUGUGCGCUUGUAAAGAUUCGGGACUGAUGAUUUCACUUGUCCAACGUCUAAAAAGGAAGUAUAUUUAGGCCUAGAAGUAUUAGUCUGGUUGCUGAAUCUACACACCGUUGCAGGUUUAUGAUCUAGCUUUCAAAUUAGGAUGGUAGGAAUGGCUAUAUCAUAUCGUACAAUAUAUACUGUGCUACUGUUUAA